AUGCGCCUCGAAUGUCUCAUCACGCAGAGCUUUCUACAAAUUAUUGCUGUGCAACUGAGUCAUGAUGGUCUUCUAUCAGAGGCGCAGACUGGAUCGAAACAGAAUGACGUAGUGUUUGACAAGUUUGGAAAACCGAAUAUGUUGGCUAGUGAGCAAAGGACUGGCGGCGAGGACUACUCUGAUGAAAGCAAAGCUGCGGAUGUGCACACACGCCUUUUGAAUCAAAUUAAGAGAGCAGCACGACCUUUCCAACGACCUGUUCUGAAUUUUCACACUCCCACCGAAAUUCAUGUCCGCGCUGCAUUAUACCAAAUUUUUGACUUAGAUCAUCGAAACAAUAUAGCAACAAUAUCUGGCUAUUUUCAUGUGUGGUGGAUUGAUCCCUCACUGAGGUGGAAUGCUAGUGAAUUUAAUAAUAUAUCACGAACAUUUAUACCAUCGAAAUGGUUCUGGAAACCUGAGCUGUACUUAUAUCACAACAUACAAGGUAGAGUUUUGGAUUAUGCGCCGGAUGCAAUGGCAGAAAUUAAUGUCAAUGGUCGCUUGCGCGUUUUUAUUCCUAUUACUGUGCGUGCCCUAUGUCCUAUUAAUGUUAAACAUUUCCCAUUCGAUAUACAGAACUGUACAUUUGCGGCAAGUCGAUUUUAA
Molecule: messenger RNA, 648 nt
Organism: Loa loa (African eye worm)
Lineage: Eukaryota; Metazoa; Nematoda; Chromadorea; Rhabditida; Onchocercidae
Exons: 4
Coding region: 1-648 (215 amino acids)
Biological process (GO): signal transduction; chemical synaptic transmission; monoatomic ion transmembrane transport
Cellular component (GO): membrane; neuron projection; synapse
Molecular function (GO): neurotransmitter receptor activity; extracellular ligand-gated monoatomic ion channel activity; transmembrane signaling receptor activity
Source: RefSeq, a predicted model, not a curated record